GUGUCCCACGCACUCGCCACCCCACCCCUAUAUUCUCUUUCUCUCUCCGCUCUGCAACUUCUUCUCGUCUCCUUCCUUGCGCUUCCUUCCCUCCGUCCCCCUGCGGCUCCUGGUUGCCCCUCUCACGCCAAUGCAGCUUCCCCCUGUUUCGUUGCUUUGACCACCUUAAAAACCUCAGGGCCUCCAAAUUGUCCCACCGAAUCACAUCCCCUUCACGCCUCCUCCUGCUCCUGCUCCAAUUCCUAACGCCCGAGAAACCAAGAACCCGGCUGGGCGACGCCGUCACCUUCACCUAAUCCCAACUCCCCCCCACUAGUACUCACAAGUGUCUCUCUUCUUCCCUCUCUUCGGUUACGAGAGCAGACCUGAGUUACCGAGCAGCGACGAUGAAGAGCCCCCCUGUCAUGGAUCCCGAGGCGCCGCCGCCGCCGGGCACUCCUCCCUACGACGACGAGGAGGAGGAGGAGGAGGAGGAGGAGGAGAAGGCGCGGGGAGCACGGAAGCGGGUGCCGUGGCGGAUGACGCUGAGCCUGGCGUACCAGAGCCUCGGCGUGGUGUACGGCGACCUCAGCACGUCGCCGCUGUACGUGUACAAGGCGGCGUUCGCGGAGGACAUCCAGCACUCGGAGAGCAACGACGAGAUCCUCGGCGUGCUCUCCUUCGUCUUCUGGACGCUCACGCUCGUCCCGCUCCUCAAGUACGUCUGCGUCGUCCUCCGCGCCGACGACCACGGCGAGGGUGGCACCUUCGCGCUCUACUCCCUCCUCUGCCGCCACGCGCGCGCCGCGCUGCUCCCGCCGGGACGGACCGCCGCCGGCGAGGAGGACAAGUUCUUGGACGGAGCCACCAAGAAGGCUACGGCGCAGAACGGCAAUGCUGCGACGCUGGGCGGGGGCGCCGCCGCCAGCGUCAGGAGGCUGCUGCAGCGGCACAAGGUCCUCCAGCGUGUGCUGCUCGUGCUGGCGCUGGUGGGCACCUGCAUGGUGAUCGGCGACGGCGUGCUCACGCCGGCCAUCUCCGUCUUCUCUGCGGUCUCCGGGCUGGAGCUGUCCAUGGAGAAGGAACAUCAUAAAUAUGUGGAACUUCCUAUUGCCUGUAUCAUACUGGUUUGCCUGUUUGCACUGCAACACUAUGGUACACACCGGGUUGGCUUCAUUUUUGCUCCAGUUGUGAUAACAUGGCUCCUAUGUAUAAGCGUGAUCGGUGUUUACAAUAUUAUUCACUGGGAACCCACUGUAUAUCGAGCAUUAUCUCCGUAUUACAUGUACAAGUUCUUGAGGAAGACACAGAGAGGAGGUUGGAUGUCCCUGGGAGGAAUACUGUUAUGCGUAACUGGUUCUGAAGCAAUGUUUGCUGAUCUGGGGCAUUUCAACCAGUUGUCAAUACAGAUUGCUUUUACAUGCAUGGUGUAUCCAGCAUUGAUCCUUGCAUACAUGGGACAAGCUGCUUAUCUGUGUAAGCAUCAUAACAUGGAAACUGACUACAGGAUUGGAUUCUAUGUGUCUGUGCCAGAGAAAAUUAGGUGGCCCGUUAUGGCAAUUGCUAUUCUUGCAGCAGUUGUGGGAAGCCAAGCUGUCAUCACUGGUACAUUCUCAAUGAUCAAGCAGUGCACUUCUCUGGGCUGCUUUCCUCGGGUGAAGAUAAUUCAUACAUCUGCCAAAGUACACGGGCAAAUAUACAUCCCUGAGAUCAAUUGGAUUCUGAUGAUACUGUGCUUAGCUGUAACCAUUGGAUUCAGGAACACAAAACACUUGGGGAAUGCAUCAGGAUUGGCUGUUAUAACUGUCAUGCUGGUCACAACGUGUCUGAUGUCCCUGGUGAUAGUCUUGUGCUGGCAUAAGAGCAUAUUUCUUGCAAUUGCCUUCAUUGUGUUCUUUGGAACCAUUGAGGCACUGUACUUCUCAGCUGCACUCAUCAAGUUCAAGGAGGGAGCCUGGGUCCCAAUAGUCCUUGCUCUGAUCUUCAUUUUGAUAAUGUGCAUCUGGCACUAUGGCACCAUUAAGAAGUAUGAGUUUGACGUUCAGAGCAAGGUCUCCAUCAACUGGCUCCUUGGUCUCAGCCCAAACCUCGGUAUUGUUCGUGUCCGUGGCAUUGGCCUCAUCCACACUGAGCUCGAAACCGGCAUCCCAGCUAUCUUCUCGCAUUUUGUCACCAACUUACCGGCCUUUCACCAGGUACUCAUAUUUAUGUGCAUCAAGAACGUGCCAAUACCACAUGUACGGCCUGAAGAGCGGUUCCUCGUUGGAAGGAUCGGUCCGAAGCAGUACAGAAUCUACCGGUGCAUUGUCAGGUACGGUUACCACGACUUCCACAAAGACGACAUUGAGUUCGAGAAGGAGCUAGUGUGCAGCGUCGCGGAGUUCAUCCGGUCAGGGUCAUCCAAGUUGAACGGCAUGCCCGUGGAGUUCGACGAGGAGCAGCACAUGGCGGUCGUGCGCUCCAACAGCAUCCGCAUGCUUGAGGAAGAGGCCACCACAGUGGAGAAGACCGUUGGCCCGUCGCAUGCCAGCAGGGAGAUACAGUCACCAUCACCGUCACCGUCGCCGUCACCAGCGACCCCAGUGGUUGUCCCCAAGAAGCGGGUGCGGUUCGUGCUGCCGGCAGCGAGCCCGAAGCCAAACGCCGGCGUGCAGGAGGAGCUGCAGGAGCUGUCCGACGCGCGGGAGGCUGGCAUGGCGUUCAUCCUGGGCCACUCGCACGUGAAGGCCAAGAGCGGGUCCAGCUUCCUCCGCCGGUUCGUGAUCAACUUCUGCUACGACUUCCUGCGGAGGAACAGCCGGGGACCCAACUACGCCGUCUCCAUCCCGCACGCCUCCACGCUGGAGGUGGGCAUGAUGUACUAUAUCUGAUCUGACUGAACCCCUGAAACUCUGAUCAGAGGGAGAAAUAUAGGAACAGGAAAAGAUGAGAGGAAAUGAAACCAAAAAAAAAAAGUUUUCAGCUGUAUAUGCUAGAUUUUGUAAGUAUAUACUGCUGGUGAGUUCCGUUGUAAAUGCAGCUUGAUUUUGGCCUUCA
This is a messenger RNA of Sorghum bicolor (sorghum), 3015 nucleotides long. RefSeq names its product potassium transporter 10. Gene Ontology annotation, biological process: potassium ion transmembrane transport. Gene Ontology annotation, cellular component: membrane. Bases 387 to 2849 code for a protein of 820 amino acids. Gene Ontology annotation, molecular function: potassium ion transmembrane transporter activity. The record is from RefSeq and is a predicted model, not a curated record. Lineage: Eukaryota; Viridiplantae; Streptophyta; Magnoliopsida; Poales; Poaceae. The transcript has 9 exons.